Messenger RNA from Exophiala dermatitidis NIH/UT8656, 2988 nucleotides. RefSeq names its product fructose-2,6-bisphosphatase. Bases 1 to 2988 code for a protein of 995 amino acids. Gene Ontology annotation, molecular function: protein binding. Lineage: Eukaryota; Fungi; Ascomycota; Eurotiomycetes; Chaetothyriales; Herpotrichiellaceae. The transcript has a single exon. Gene Ontology annotation, cellular component: cytoplasm; fungal-type vacuole membrane. The record is from RefSeq and is a predicted model, not a curated record. Gene Ontology annotation, biological process: autophagy; intracellular protein transport; endosomal vesicle fusion.
AUGUUAUCUGCCUUUACCGCGCAGCCCAUCGUUGAGCUGAAACAGCGAGACAAGUCCAAGAUCGAAUCCAUCCUCUCUCACAGCGAUCAAUUACUCGUGGGCCUCAACACUGGCGCCCUCCGUGUGUACCGGAUCAAAAGUCCACCCUCGACUGCUCCCGAUUCUGAUGCCGCGGGCGACACCCCCUCACCUCCCAAUGGCGCGUCGCCGCGAGGUACGAAACCCUCUGAGCUUCUCCGUGAGCACGAGAAGUUUUCGAAACACAAGAUAGAACAACUCGCCGUACUUCGAGAAGCAAACCUCCUAAUUUCGUUGAGCAAUGGCCUCGUCUCGCUUCAUGACCUCGGAACGUACGAGUUGCUGGAGCAGUUGACCAAAACCCGAGGUGCCAGUACUUUUGCGGUGGCAAGUAACAUUGUAAAAGACCCUACAACUAAUGUGCCUACACUGGCAAGCCAGUUGGCUGUCGCUGUCAAGCGAAGGCUCCUGGUGUGGUCAUGGCAUGACGGUGAGCUGGACGGUGAUGCGACUGAGAUCCCCUUGUCGGGUAGCAUCAAAUCCUUAACGUGGGCGACCGGGACCAGAAUCCUUGCCGGCCUCAGCGCCAAUUAUGUCCUUGUCAACCUAGAAACUGGAGAAGCGAAGACAAUUGUCGGCCCAGGCAGUAUAGGUGGUGCACCUGGUCAAGAGACUAGCAGACUUGGUGGAACCAUGAGUUACAUUGGAAUGGGCUCGAUGAUCCCUACGCCACUUGCCACGGGUUUGGGAGAGAACGAGAUGCUACUGGCAAAAGACAUCAACACCCAUUUCAUCGACCGAGACGGGGAGCCGCUCGGACGGAGGCAGAUCCCAUGGCGGACACCGCCUCAGGCAGUAGGGUAUUCCUAUCCCUACUUGCUCGCUUUGCAAGAGACCAGCAAAGGUGUCCUCGAGGUUCGGAAUCCUAAGACACUCACCCUGCUCCAGUCGAUCGAUUUGCCCGGUGCCGUGUUAUUGCAGGUUCCGAAUCCCAGCAUCAGCUUAGCCCAUCAAGGCAAGGGAUUUUUCGUCGCUAGUGAGCGGACGGUCUGGAGAAUGCAGGGACUCAAUUACGACGCGCAGAUCGAUGCUUUGGUCGAUAGCGGCGCCCUCGACGAAGCGAUCAGUUUGCUGGAAAUGAUUGAGGAGACACUCAUUAACAACAAGGCUGGGCGACUGCGUGAAAUAAAGAUGCAGAAGGCCCAGCAGCUGUUUGAUGAAAAGAAGUUCCGGGAUGCGCUGGACUUGUUCGGAGAGGUUUCCGCACCCCCAGAGCGAGUUAUCAAGUUAUAUCCCCAGAUUAUAGCCGGAGAGCUGGCGAAACGCGAGCAGGAGAACGCAGGACCGUCUACCGAACCCCCAAAGAACGAAGCUAAUCCUAGACCGCAACACAAGAGAACCGAAUCGCGAGCGAGCCGUGUCAGCGAGGCCAAGCCACCUCCUGCGGACCCAGAUAGUGUCAGCGUCAAGACCACCAAGUCGAAGGAUGAUUCCGGACUAGGAAGCUUUUCAGAAAAAGAGCUCAAGACGGCAGUUCGCGAGCUUCAGGCGUUUCUCGCAGAUGUGCGUCGCAGGUUGCAACGGUUUUUCAAUCCAGAUCAAACCGUACGAACUCUCGCCGAAGUUCAGGCCGGUGCCCAGUCAGAGGACAUCCGGCAAGUGACUGAGUAUCUGCUUGGAGUCCCUUCGCUAGACGACGUCGAUCUGAGCGACAAGAUUUUGUCAUUGGCGAGACUUGUGGACACCACUCUGUUCCGAGCACACAUGUAUGCGACCCCUUCACUGGCAGGCUCCCUCUUCCGUAUACAGAACUUCUGCGAUCCUGAUGUCGUGAGGGCCAAACUCGAAGAAACAGAGCGGUACAACGACCUCAUCGAAUUCCUGUACGGCAAACGACUUCACAGACAGGCACUGGAGAGACUUCAGAAAUUCGGACAGGCCGACGAGACAGAAAACAUUGAGACUGGACUACAAGGACCCGCGAGAACGGUGUCAUACCUACAGAACCUGGGGCCGGAGUACAUUGACCUAAUCCUCGAAUUCGCCCGCUGGCCUCUUGAGACUGACCCGGGAAUGGCCAUGGAGAUUUUCCUGGCGGACACAGAAAACGCGGAGUCGCUGCCACGCCAAAAGGUCCUCGCCUUCCUCGAAUCCAUCGACAAAGCACUGGCCCAGAGGUAUCUGGAACAUGUCAUUGACGAGUUAGACGACCUCACGCCGGAGCUUCACCAGCAUCUUGUCACCUUGUAUCUUGAGCGGCUUCAACAUCCAGCUUGCCCGAACCGAGAUGAAGUCCUCGAUAAGUUGAUGACUCUGUUGAGAACAUCUGAGCAAUACUCUCCCGCCAAAACACUCGGCUUGUUGCCUCGAGAUGACCCACUUUUUUACGAGGCCAGAGCCAUUGUCUUCAGCAAGAUGGGCAACCACAGACAAGCCCUCGAGAUAUAUGUCUUCAGACUGAAUGAUCCGGCCAAGGCGGAGGAGUAUUGCAACCAGAUCUAUCUCGAAGAGAAAGUCAAGACCCACAGGAAAGUCUCGUUGCGACGACAGUCGACGACGGAUCCAGUUGAUGAAGAGCCAUCAAUCUACCACAUCCUCCUAAACCUGUACUUGAACCCUCCCAAGGGAGAGAAAGCCCUUUGGGGCCCGGCCAUCGAACUAAUGACCCGUCACGGACCCAGGUUGCCCGCAAGCUCCACGUUGGAAAUGAUCCCCGAAGGUCUGACAGUAAGGGAGCUCGAAUUCUAUUUUCGGGGUCGAAUUCGCAACGCAAACAGCACCAUGAACGAUUCAAUCAUCACUGCAGGGUUGAGAAAAGUAGAGGCGGUUCGGGUUCAAGCAGCUCUGAUGCUUGGAGAAGGUGCUCCGACCGGCGGCAGAGGCAGAAAAGUUCGCAUUGACGAGGAUCGCGUCUGCGGUGUUUGCUACAAACGUCUUGGUGGCAGCGUCAUCAGUGUGUUUCCUGAGUAA